Saccostrea cuccullata (small rock oyster) is the source of this 1585-nucleotide messenger RNA. Its product is annotated as acetylcholine receptor subunit alpha-like. The record is from RefSeq and is a predicted model, not a curated record. The transcript has 3 exons. Bases 12 to 1565 code for a protein of 517 amino acids. Gene Ontology annotation, biological process: regulation of membrane potential; chemical synaptic transmission; monoatomic ion transmembrane transport. Gene Ontology annotation, molecular function: excitatory extracellular ligand-gated monoatomic ion channel activity; transmembrane signaling receptor activity; transmitter-gated monoatomic ion channel activity involved in regulation of postsynaptic membrane potential. NCBI's taxonomy places the organism in Eukaryota, Metazoa, Mollusca, Bivalvia, Ostreida, Ostreidae. Gene Ontology annotation, cellular component: neuron projection; plasma membrane; synapse.
UUUUCUGGAAUAUGAAAACUACUUUAAAUUACAAAAUAAAAUUAAUUUAUCUACAAAUAUUUAGAAAUGAGCAAUAUUUUGAGUUGUCACCAAUAAUAUUUUUAAUCGGGCUCACACUGAAAUUGAAAGUAGAAAUCGAAAAAGGGAAAAGUACAGAAGCACGUUUUUCAAAAAUUGUUGUUGACAACAUUUACAAAAUGGAAACAGUACGUUUACCACAGAAGAAGUACUACAGACAAAGAGCUCAUGCAAAUCCCAUGACAGACCACAGUUUUGAUGUCCCAGUGAAGCCAGAAGACAUGGAGUGGAGUGAACAUUACCCAGACUUCUUCAGUUCUGGUCAAAAGAUCACAGAAUGCAAUCACAGAGUGCAGUUUGCAGACAUUGGCUGUGGUUAUGGAGGCUUGUUAGAUUUACGCCCUCAGACGAAUCUGUCAGAACCAACAAAAGUGGGCAUUUAUGUUUAUUUAAUAUCACUGAACAAUUUAGAUGAAAUAUCCGGAAUACUGUCAGUGGUAGCCGCCUUCAGACUGGAAUGGAAUGAUUUUCGCCUUAAGUGGUCGCCGAGUACCUACGGAGGACUGGACAACUUGCCAAUUCCUGUCAAAAAGAUUUGGGCCCCAAGGCUGUUUCUGAUAGACCCUGCUAAUGAGAUGGAAGCUAUCGGAGAUGGCGACUUUCUUGGAAGGAUGUAUUCUGAUGGCACCAUGUCAUGGGUGCCAGGUGGACUACUUACUUCCCUUUGUAGCAUUGAUAUGUUCAGGUUUCCGUUCGAUACACAGGAAUGCUCGCUUAAUUUUAUGCUCUGGGGAUAUAUCCCUACAGAAGCUGUCUUGCAUCCCUGGAAUAAUGUCACUAAAAUAGACACUUCUUUCUACAACGAAAAUGGCCAGUGGGAUUUGAAGAAGACUCACGUGGCCCGGGCAGCUCUUGAACAACACCAGACUCUGGUACGAAUCACAUUGACUCUGCAAAGAAAGUCUCUGUAUUUCAUUCUCAACAUGUUGGCUCCAAUUCUUCUCCUAUCCUUUCUGAAUCCAUUGGUAUUUGUUUUACCUAUGGAUAGCGGAGAACGCAUUUCCUAUGCAAUUACGAUUUUCUUAUCUUUUGCUGUAUUUAUGACUUUACUCAGUGACAACAUGCCAAAAUCAUCAGAACCUAUGGCUCUUCUGUCAUACUUCUUGAUUUUUACGAUGUGUUUGAGCACACUCAUGACUAUUUUAACAAUAUUCACCAUGUGUCUUCAUUUAAAAGAACCAGAAGCAAAAGUUUCCAGAACAUUGCUGAAUGUUUUAAAACUUCUUCAACUCCGGUUUAUAUUUAAUUGCUGUAAGAAGAAAAAAUCAGGAUCUGCUAUGAUUGGUGCAGAAAAUGAAGUCAAAGAUGUAGUGUUUGUGAAGACUUGUGUAGGGACUAAUAAACUGGAAAACGGAGAAAGUAAUGAAUAUGACAAUGUUACGACUUAUAAAAGUGUGGCGCGUUCCUAUGAUAGAGUAUUAAUGUACUACUUCUAUUUCUUGACUUUCUUUUUCUGGAUAUCAUACACUAUUUCGGUUAGAUUUUGAUGGCAGUUUCCUAGAAUUGU